CGCAGAACAUCGCCCACAUCGUCAACGUCAUUGAUUUGCUUGCCAUCCUAUCUGCUGCGGGAGUGCCCAUCACUCACAGGAAGCAUGACUGGCUACACAUGAACGUUGACCCCGUCUCCAUUUCUCCGGCGUUCGUCGUUGGUACCCUUCUCAUGGCGUUAGGCACCCUCAUUCGCGUCGUCUCCUACAAAUACCUGGGCCGCUACUUCACCUUCCACCUUGCCAUCCGGAAGGACCAUCAACUCGUGACUACCGGACCGUACUCUAUCGUCCGGCACCCCAGCUAUACGGGUGCUUGGAUCUACAUGAUCGGCGUCGCCGUCAGCCAGCUUGGUCCCAGCUCGCUCUACACCGAGCUUGACCUUUGGAAGAAUCCACUCGGCUUUGUCGCGGGCGUGUGCCAGCUCGUAUUCAUCGCGUAUAUCGGCCUGACCAUUCAUCUCCGGGUGCAGAAGGAGGAUGCAGCGCUCAGAGAGGAGUUCAAGGACAAAUGGCUAGCAUGGGCGAGCCGCACGCCUUGCCGUCUGCUGCCAGGUGUCUACUAGGAAUUCGGUGCCUUUGUGAGUGCAUUGCCCCAGCAGUCUGC
Molecule: messenger RNA, 586 nt
Organism: Phanerochaete carnosa HHB-10118-sp
Lineage: Eukaryota; Fungi; Basidiomycota; Agaricomycetes; Polyporales; Phanerochaetaceae
Exons: 1
Coding region: 99-545 (148 amino acids)
Source: RefSeq, a predicted model, not a curated record